Botrytis cinerea B05.10 is the source of this 420-nucleotide messenger RNA. RefSeq lists its product as hypothetical. The record is from RefSeq and is a predicted model, not a curated record. Lineage: Eukaryota; Fungi; Ascomycota; Leotiomycetes; Helotiales; Sclerotiniaceae. The coding region runs from base 1 to 420 and encodes 139 amino acids. The transcript has 2 exons.
AUGGCGAAUGCUAUUGGACUCGCCGUUAGAGGGCUUACUAUGAUACCUCUCCUCGAUGAAGCAUUUCCAAACAAGAUUGCCAAGACCACGGUGGGAAAUAUUCCUGGGAUUCAACUAUUCGAUGUUGCAGGACGAUUGGUAUCGGAUAUGGAAGGUAGCAGCAAAAAUAAUAUUGCUGACGGCAGCUGGGAAGAUAUCAAGCUUCCAGCCAGUGAUGAUUUGGGAGGUAGACAAGCUCAGUAUAUAUCUGCUGUAUCUGGAGGCAAUGAUGCUAUCUGUAUCUCUUAUAUUACUGUUACUUGGCCAGAUAGCCUGAAGGAAUCUUGGAUGGGUGACUGGGGAUAUUUAUGUGGUGGACCAUGGUACCCGGCUCAUACAAUCUCUAAUGUUCAAGGUGACUAUAAGCCAGAAUUUACGUGA